AUGUAUUCUCAGCGACCAUUAUCUUAUGCUCCGACUCCCUACAGCUACACACCAAACCCUGCGCGGUCUGCUUCCAUCAAUCUAGAUGAGGAAGUCAAGUUGGUCUCCAGUUCAGGAGAAAGAGAUUUAUACGAAUCUCUCGCCGAGAUAUACAGCAUAAUUGUUACCCUUGAUGGGUUGGAGAAGGCAUACAUCAAAGACGUUGUCACGGAGGCGGAGUAUACCGAGACAUGCACACGACUCCUGAAGCAGUACAAAUCUAGUCUGGGGGAUGAAACCGUGUCGCGCGAGUUCAUUGAUUUGGAAACUUUCAAACGAACAUGGGGGAUGGAAUGUCCUCGGGCGACUGAACGACUGCGAAUCGGUCUUCCUGCGACUGUUGAACAGGCCUCGCAUGGAGCACCCACUUCUAGUAGUGUGACAGCUGGGAACUCAGUCGGUGGUGCAUCCGGCAGUCUAAUUCUAGCGGCGACAGAGAACUUCAUCACAUUCCUCGAUGCAUUGAAGCUGAAUAUGGUUUCGAAGGAUGCACUACACCCGUUGCUAUCAGAAGUGAUUCAGUCAGUCAACAAAGUCACUGACGGAGAUUUUGAGAAUCGCGGCAAAAUCAUUCAAUGGCUGAUUGCGCUAAAUCAAAUGCGGGCUACGGAAGAGCUGAGCGAAGACCAAGCACGGGAGCUGGCAUUUGAUAUUGAGCAAGCUUAUCAGGGAUUUAAGGCUACGUUGAACUAA
Messenger RNA from Penicillium taxi, 732 nucleotides. Its product is annotated as ESCRT-I subunit protein VPS28. The coding region runs from base 1 to 732 and encodes 243 amino acids. Lineage: Eukaryota; Fungi; Ascomycota; Eurotiomycetes; Eurotiales; Aspergillaceae. The transcript is spliced from 3 exons. The record is from RefSeq and is a predicted model, not a curated record. Gene Ontology annotation, biological process: protein transport to vacuole involved in ubiquitin-dependent protein catabolic process via the multivesicular body sorting pathway. Gene Ontology annotation, molecular function: protein-containing complex binding. Gene Ontology annotation, cellular component: ESCRT I complex.